AUGGCAUUCUAUAGGAGGCCUGAGAUGGAUAAUCUGGUGUUCACCAGGAGUCUGAUAGAAGAGAUGAACCAGGUGGACAUGAGGGCUGAAUGUUUCCCUUUGUGUCACCGGCGGGAGUUGUGUAACGUAGUCUUCACCCUUUCAACCUUGUGCUGGUAUCGCAAGGUAGAUGACACGUUCACAACCAUAGACAAGCAAGAUGACCCAGCACAGCUACUGCAGCACGUCAACAACCAGCAUCCGAGGAUAAAGUUCACAAUGGAGACUGAGCAGAACCGGCAACUUCCUUUCCUAGAUGUUGCCCUCCAAUCUACAGACAAAGGUCUCGUCACUUCUGUGUACAGGAAGCCAUCUCACACGGAUCAGUAUAUCAAUUACAACUCCUGUCACCACCCACAGAUCAAACAAGCAAUUAUUGCUACUCUCACUAGAAGAGCCAAGUUGAUCUGUCACCCAGAUAAUUUAAACAGUGAAAUUGAUUACCUCAAGAGAACCUUUACUGCCCUCAAUGGCUACCCAGCCCGUCUUGUCUCCAGGACUAUCACCAAAACGCUUGAAUCAUCAGAACCGCGCCUCAAGCCUGAACCAUCCCCAAUCAGGAUCACCAUUCCCUACGUGGGACCAGUCAGCCAUCAGAUAGCCCGACUAAUCAAGAGCAAAGUUCAGCACUGA
Molecule: messenger RNA, 672 nt
Organism: Haliotis rubra (blacklip abalone)
Lineage: Eukaryota; Metazoa; Mollusca; Gastropoda; Lepetellida; Haliotidae
Exons: 3
Coding region: 1-672 (223 amino acids)
Source: RefSeq, a predicted model, not a curated record